GGCUAGAUCCGCAGCCCGUACCUCCGUGUGUUCCACUCGGCCAGCCGGUUGUUACCGUGUUGGACUGUGUAUCUGAUGACGUCGACGCUAAUUAACUACCGUAUACUGGUAAUGCACUGUGAUGUAAUGCUCCGUUACGUUUUCACCACUAAGAAUUAAUAUAAGCAGCAGACAGAUCGAGCUAAACUAGUUCAAGCUUUCGAAGACUUUUAUCACUGACGAUGCUGCGUCGGAUGCAACGCAUAGGCCUCAUUGUCAUCGUACUACAUGUACUGAUGACAAACGCUGAAGCAGAUCUAGAGUCACAUUCAGAAGAGACGGUAUCUACAUCUCGUUACGAAUGUUAUUGAAUAAUUGUUCGUAACAUGCAGUUUUUCCUUUCGCAGGAAAACAAAGACUUCAAACCAGCAGUAACAUCAAGCAUUCAAGGAGUUCACGUCAUUUGUGGGAACAAAGGAGAGAAAGGAGACAAAGGCGACAAAGGUUCGGCAGGGAAAGUUGGUCCAAAAGGCGCCAUUGGACCGGUUGGUUCUAGAGGCAAGCCGGGGGUAGCUGGGCCAAUUGGACCACCAGGUGUUCUUCGCAUAGAUGUCUGCUCUAGUAGCACAGAAGGGUUGGUAAAAUACAACCAGCAACUGAAAAGAUUUGCGUACUGUGACGGUACACAAUGGUCAAACCUGGGGUCACUGCCGGCAUAUGGCAGGUCGUCUCUGCUACCCGCAGCCUCAUGUAAGGAAAUAGCACUCAACAAGGCAUUUUCAACCAAUGGACAAUAUUGGAUUAAACCAUCAUCUGUUCAUCCUCCAUACCAGGUAUUCUGUGAUGUUAAUGAAGGUUGGACUAUGAUCAUGAAGAUAGAUGGAAAUAAAGAAAACUUCAACUACAACAGCGAAUUGUGGUCGAACAAGAAGACAUUUCAAUCGAACAAUUUGGCUUUGGAUGACAAAGAAGCGAAACUGGCUUCGUAUUGGACACUACCAUUUAAUGAACUUCGUCUGGGAAUGAAAGUAGCUGGUACGAUCAGAUGGAUCACUUACAGCUACAACGCAUCAUCUCUUUACAGUCUCAUUGCUGAUGGACAGUACAGAAGGACGAGUAUUGGUGAGACCAAGUGGAGAAGUUUACUACCACGGUCAUCGCUACAGAGAAAUUGCAACAGGGAAGGAUUCAACACAAGAAGUUUUGAUUCAUACAGAAUGUACAGACGUACUCGAGCUCGUCUUGGAAUUCUUGGUAACCAGGAAAACGAAUGUCGAUCUCCAGACUCUGUCGUUGGAUUUGGAACUGCACAUUCUACUUCUGGCAAAAACAGCGCCGGGAACGAAGCUCUGUGCUGCAGUCCGGACAAUGGAUAUAUGAGCACCAAAGCAAUUGGCUACAUCAUGGCACGUUGAGCUAAUUGUGUUGACUGUAGGACUCAAUGAAUGAAAGCUAUUAUUAGCAGACUGUUUACUUAUACAAACAUCAAGACAAUAUUGACUAGUCUACUUUGAUUAAUUAGUUUCUGUAAAUGUAAUUAUCGUUUCUCGUUCAUCAAUUAGUUUUAUGUGUAUGGUUAGCUUGUCCUUCAACAGAACGUCAAUCAAAUUAACU
Messenger RNA from Corticium candelabrum, 1593 nucleotides. RefSeq names its product collagen alpha-1(XI) chain-like. The record is from RefSeq and is a predicted model, not a curated record. Lineage: Eukaryota; Metazoa; Porifera; Homoscleromorpha; Homosclerophorida; Plakinidae. Gene Ontology annotation, cellular component: hemidesmosome. Gene Ontology annotation, molecular function: extracellular matrix structural constituent conferring tensile strength. Gene Ontology annotation, biological process: extracellular matrix organization. The transcript has 6 exons. The coding region runs from base 366 to 1394 and encodes 342 amino acids.